This is a messenger RNA of Phragmites australis (common reed), 2887 nucleotides long. RefSeq lists its product as uncharacterized. The record is from RefSeq and is a predicted model, not a curated record. Gene Ontology annotation, molecular function: protein binding. Bases 307 to 2619 code for a protein of 770 amino acids. Lineage: Eukaryota; Viridiplantae; Streptophyta; Magnoliopsida; Poales; Poaceae. The transcript is spliced from 4 exons.
UUGUCAAGUAAACAUGUUGUGCUUAAUCAGAUGAUGAGGUAGCUCAGCAAUCAUCUGCAGAUACUCAACCGCAGAAAAUCCGCUCCUAUUCUACCGCUGCCACUGGUUUCAAACUUCAAACUCCCCCGACACCAGGUCUCCGUCUCCCCACCCGAACGUUGCCACCUCCCACUCCCACCCCGAGUCGUGAUCGACCUCCUCGUCUCGCCAUCUCUCCUGCCGGACCAAAACCGCGAGCACCUGGGCGCACCACCUCGCCUCGCCUCACCGCCAUCGCGAUCUAGAGAGCUGACCGCGCGCGCGCCUAUGGUGCGGCGCGGGGCGGCCGCGAUGGCGGCGGCGGCGCGCGAGGAGGAGGAGUCGUCGCCGGCGCAGCGGCUAGUCGAAGCCGCGCUGCGCGGGGACGCGGCGGCCGUGGAGGCGUGCCUGGAGGCGGCCGCGGCGGAGGCAGACGUGCCAGCGGUGAGCCGCGUCGGUGUGGCGCGCCUGCGCGUGAGGUGCGCGGACGUGGCGCUGCGGGAGGAGGCAGCGGGAGAGGUGGUCGUGGAGACGCGGGAGCUGAAGACCGACGUCUCGCCGCUCUUCGCCGCCGCGCACGCCGGGCAUGCCGACAUCGUCCACGCCCUCCUGGUGGCUGGAGCUGAUGUUAAUCAGAAGUUAUUCCUAGGUUAUGCAACAACAGCUGCUGCACGUGAAGGAAAGACUGAUGUUCUAGAAAUGCUUCUGGUGGCAGGGGCCACCCAGGAGGCUUGUGAAGAUGCACUAUCAGAAGCUUGUCUUUUUGGUGAGGCUGAAGCUAUUCGAAUCCUAGUCUCUUCAGAGAUGCUUGGGCCUGAAGCUGUGACCCAUGCAUUAGUGACUGCUUCUUCAAGAGGCUUUGAUGAUAUAGUGGUCAUAUUACUUAAGAAUGGAGUUGAUGUUAAUUGCAUGGCUAGGGUUCUCUUGAGGUCAGUUAAGCCUGCGCUCCAUGCUAAUGUGGAUUGCACACCGCUAGUGGCAGCAAUUAUCAGUCGUCGGAUUUCCACUGUAGAACUCUUGAUAGAGGAAGGUUCUUACUUGGACUCUCUUGUGCAAGUUGGUUCUUGGUCUUGGGACCCUGCAUCGGGUGAAGAACUUCGUGUAGGUACAUGUCUUGGUGAGCAUUACAACUCCACUUGGUGUGCAGUGGAAUACUAUGAAUCUAGUGGCGAAAUUCUCAGGCUGCUGCUAGAGAGAGCUCCUUGGUUGUUGGAAUCCACAAAUAAGGGUCGAAAUCUUCUUUGCCAUGCGAUACUCUGUCAGAACCCAAAUGCAGUACGUUUGCUUCUACAUGGUGGUGCCAAUCCUAGAUUUCCCAUGAUGAUAGAAGGUGGGCAUGUUUCCUAUCCUAUGCAUUUGGCGGCAAGGUUGGGUUAUGCGCAAGUAUUGAAACAGCUAAUGUUGCAUGGAGCAGAAGUCAACGCAAAAGCUUCUAAUGGGGAUACUCCUCUCAUGGUCUCUGCAAGGGCUGCGCAUCCUGAUUGUUUCCUGGAGUUGAUAAAAUUUGAGGCAGACCUUGGGAUAGUGAACAAUGCAGGAGAAUCAGCAAUUAUGAUAGCUAAGAAAAGUUCAUUUCGCUCCUCAGUUGUCGACAUUCUUAUUAGAGCAUUGAGCUGUGGAGCAUGCCUGAUUUCAUCAGAUAUGACUGUCUUCUCCCCUCUGCACUUCUUUGCUGGAAGCGGGCGUGCAGAACCUCUUCUGAUGAUGCUACAUCAGUCAGCUACAGAUUUAAACAAGCUUGAUGGUUCAGGGCUCACUCCUGUUAUGGUUGCUGCCGAGUCGGGUCAUGUUGAUAUUUUCCGGCUCUUAGUGAUGGAGGGGGCAGAUAUUACGAUCAGAAGUGCAGAAGGGAAACAUGUUAUGUCUAUUAUUCGACAAAAAUCUUCAGCGACUAGAGAUUGCUUUGAACAGAUCUUGCUCCAAGCUUCACUAGCCAAUGCACUCAAAGGUCAUGCAUUAUUCAGACCUCUGCAUUAUGCAGCCCGAAUGGGUGACACAUCCUCUUUACUACAACUCCUGAAAAUGGGCCAUGAUCCCAAUUCGCUGGAUGAGGAUGGCUACACCCCUCUGAUGCAUGCAGCUGCUUCCGGCAGGUUAGACUCGUGCAAGAUAUUGGUAUCACAUGGAGGGGCAGAUUGCAGCCUAGUGAAUGAAAGAAAUGAGACGGCUUUAUCAUUAGCAAGGAGCAGCAGCAGAUCGAACAAAGCAACGGACGAGUGGUUGCUGGAUCAUCUUUCACGUGCCCAUGUUCUUGCAGGAGAGGAGCUGAUGAAACACACGCGAGAAGGGAAGGGCUCGCCUCACCGUAAGACCGUGCGCAUGAUGAGAUCCGGUGUGCUGACAUGGGGAGCGGCUCGCAAAAGGAAUGUGGCCUGCAAGGUGGCACGAGCUGGGCCAAGCAUGAGCUUCACAAAGAACCGGAGGAUUAUCGACGCAUCUGCGCGGCAGCUGAUCUUUCUAGUUGAGACUGUGACAGGUAGAGAGGUCCAUUUUGAGGCCAGUUGUGCUUCCAGUGUGGAAUUCUGGAUCAGAGGAAUCAAUCUCAUAGUAAAAGAGUCCACAUGGUCGAGGCCAGAUAAAGAGCCAGUUGAACAAGCUUAGCCAGUCUUCAUGGAGAACAGUUUCAGACGGCUAGCACAAAAGCCGUGUUUACGACUCUAAGUUGCCCUUUUGAUCCAUAUGUUAAUAGCUUAUUUAUCUGGCGCUUGUAAGUUAAUAACAUAUUUAUUGGGUUAGUCCCCUUGCACAAAGCUGAAAAUUAUAUGUUUAUGGACUCUCUAGGCCAUGCCUGGGUUGUGGAUUUCGGAUAUAAGGUUGGGACCUGAACCUGAAAUAUAUUUAUUUGUGAAUGUAUACAAAUGUUGUUGUC